Molecule: messenger RNA, 17306 nt
Organism: Porites lobata
Lineage: Eukaryota; Metazoa; Cnidaria; Anthozoa; Scleractinia; Poritidae
Source: the annotation of a GenBank genome assembly
AUCAACAGUUCGAAGAAGCUGUUCAAAUUCUACGCUGAUUUAAAGCUAGGAUGAAUCCACUUCUGUAAAAGUAAGUUAUGAGCUUGCAGAAGAGUUUAUACAAUCCUUUAGAAAGUUUACCCUACAACAGGGCUAUUCCCUGCAAGCGCAGGGCUGCAGCAACGCGUGGUAGUAAUUGUUGCGCCACGAUCAUGAUUGAAGAUUGUUUUGAUCGCGAUGCCAGGAAAUCAACAUGCAAGUUUACGUUUGUUACCCACAAAAACAGAAACAAUCCUCUCUGUAAUGUAGAUAACGGUGUAAAUAGUAAAUGAGUGUUACGAUAACUAAAUAACGACUCCAAUAUUUCCUUGAUCAUGUUGUUUGCGGCCAUCGUACACACAAUCUCGUGUGCCCUUGAUCAUGCCGAUUUCGGAUCCAUGUUAUCCGUACAUACAAGUACUUGCUUUCAUGCAGUUUAAUAGGCUUAUUAAACUUAAGUUUAUAUAGAGGCUGUCUAAUACAGUCUUGAAUGAAGGUUUUCUCAAAUCGUGUCAUUUUACCGUACACUCAAAAAUCUAGUCAAACUUCGAUCUACUCUUGACUUGAUCCGUGACUUUUAUAACAUUUAAUAGACGAAAAUUCUUGAUAUCCAGGGGGAUCAGUUGUUAAGAAGUUCAGAAUAUAUAAUAACAUUAUUUCUGUGUGUUUUCCCCUUUUUUUCUCUCUCUAACCAAUAAUUUUUCUCUUUACCUUUUCCUUUUCAUUUUGAUUUUGUGAAGAAAUGACGUGUGUCAACAGACAACCAGCAGGCCAAUUGUCAUCUUUUUUUGCUGGCAAAAACGAUGUGGCAACUUCAUCAGAAGAUCAAGAAUAUUUAAGGUGACUACGUAAUAAACAGCAGAAUAAACCUUGGUCAAAAGCAUUUUAACAUGAAUAUAAUUUUCGAAAAUGAAGAAAUGAUGGUCGCAGUGAACGCAAUUUUUGCAAUUGCUUAAAGAAGCCUGAAAAAAAUUCAGGACUUCAACGGGGUUUGAACCCGUGACCUCGCGAUUACCGAUACGAUGCUCUACCAACUGAGCUGUGAAGCCACUGACGUUGGGAGCAGGUCAAUAUUGUGGGUUCAUAUGUUCCCGGGGAAUCAAAUUUUUUUCAGGCUUCUUUACGCAAUUGCAUAAAUUGCGUUCACUGCGACGAUCACUUCUUCAUUUUCAUUUCAUUUCAGCAGUUCAUUUAUGAUUUAUCUCAUAUAUCAUUAACUAUGUAAUUUUCACCUUCAACAUUUAAUGUCCUAAGUUUAUAAAACAAUCAAAAAGUGGAGACUGGUGGUUUUGAUACGAGCUCAGGUGACAAAAUGUCACACAAAUUUUGAUCAUUUCAACUAUAGUUUGCUCAUGAACAAGAAAAACAUUUUGGGUGAAUAUUCUUUGUUCUUUAAGCUAAGUACGUGGCACCAUUUACUACUCAAUUGAACAAACUUGUAUUGAAACAACUUAGUGGUUGCUUACUGGAGGUGGUUGCUUACAAGAAUCAUACCACAAGGACAGGGUCUCUUCUGAGAAGAGGUUUGGGCACAUCCUGACUUGGUGGAAGAUAAUCUAUUGCACACAAUUCCUAUGUUAUGCCAUGUGAAGUUCCAUGUUUUUACUAAAGUUCUUCACAUAUUCUAUUAGCAUAGUGCAGAGUGAACAUACAUGUAGAGAUCAGUGAAGGCAUCAAGUGGUCACUAACAAGAGGUUAAGAACACCGGAAAAUCAUUAAACUCCCAGGCCUCAAAAGUGGUCGCGGUUGCUUACAGGAAAUGGUCAUUUACUAGAGGUUUCAAAUUUAAGGCUUUGUCUGGGAAAUGUUUGGUGCGUUUGAUGGGUGGUCGCUUAUUAAGAGGUGGUCGCAGAUGGAGGUGUGACUGUAUUUAAAAGGGAAGGAUAAAGGGGGUCAAUGCAGGUGCAAGUCUACCCUGUUAGCAGAGCCUUUCUUUUACUUGCUCGAUUUUUGCAUACUCCAGAAAGACUCGCGCGGAAUGGAGUAAGAUCUUUGUGGAGUAUGCAUGACAUGUUACUAAUAUAAUAGUUUCAAACUCAGGCCUAUCGCUUUAUCAAUAAACAGAUACUCACACUACAAAAACAGUUUGAUGAGAGAAAACAAGAUUGAUUGGUCCAGAAGUUUGGGUUGUGUCGGCCUCAAAGAUAAUUCAGGCCGAGCCUCCUUUUUCUCCUCCUUGAUUAAGAAAAAAAUCCACUUUUCAGCAUAAAACAACCGAAUCUGUCUAUUUCAUGUAAAAUCAGGUGAAAAAGUUGGUAAAAGGCCAUUUUUAGGUUUUCUGAUUAACCCAUUCGCCCCUGAACCGCCCGUAACCACCCGUGCUGAUCCAGGUCCUUUCUACCCAUUGUGACGUCAUCAGUUUUAACAGUCAAGGACAACUUUCUUCGCUAACUUGUGCAGAGUGAAGAGAUCUUUCAAACCAUACCAGAAUGAGCACAAUUCAGUCAAGGACACUGGAGAAACAAGCAAAAAACCACGUGACAUUGACCUGAAAAUCUCCAUGAAAAUCUUGUUCCAUUACCCACCUACCUUUCCUUUCACCUAAUCCUAAGAUCCUAAAAGCUUUCCUAAAAACUCUUCCCACCAAAAGGAAGCCUACUAAAUGCAGAGCAAGAGAAAAAAAAAUGAGGCAAGAAAAGCGAAAAAAGAAGGGAGGAGAGAAAGCGAAAAGUAAAAUCUCGAAAUUUUGCUUUGUGCGCAUGCCCGAACUUCGCAAGCUCAUAUUAAUUUUUUGCAUUUGGAUCAGAAGGCCGCAAAGUGUUCGACCUGUAAACCAGUGGGUGGUAAGUUUUAUCUCUUAAUAGCACGACAGUGACCAGAAAACCACUCGACUAGCUUCAAAAUGUGUUUUUCGGCAAAAUCUCUAGGAGCGAAUGGGUUAAGAAGAAGACAAAAAAAGGCUAUGUUGGCAGGGUGGUGCAAGUCAAAAACAUGAAGAACUUGCAAGGUCACGUUCUAGCCCAAUCUUACCCCUGCCAUGUUUCAAAAAACAACAAGAAUUAAUUGAAUAUUUUGUUUUUUCAGAAUGCAAAGAAAUGGCAUCACUGUAGAACCCCUGAAUUUUCCAGUAACUCCAUCAGUACUUUGGUAAAUAUUACUGAUAAUGAACCAUAAAGAUGCAUUUAACGUAAUAUCUAAUCUUUGUCAGAGCUUGUUGUCAUUGCUGUAAGAAUUGAAAAAAUAAUGCAAGAAAGAUGUAACAGGGCUUGAAAUAAGUCUCGUCCGGUAGUUUGGGAUGGACAAGUUGCUUGAUAGCCUUAGUGACUAUCUAUAAUAGAUGAAGAGGAAACAGUUUGAGAAUCAGUAAAGCAUGUGACUUGUAUUAAAUAAAUCCUUAUUAUUGAUUUUUAUCAGGAACAGAACUGCCCAAGGGGAGUCUGAAACACUCCAUUUGACAGCAAAGAGGUAAGUGCCACAUUAUUAUUGAUAGUCAGGUCUCAGGCAGUUUGUGUACCUCUGUCAGUUUACAGUUUACUUUUUAAUCUAAAAGACAACUUGCCCAGGCCUGAUUGCUCAGCCAGUAAGCGAGUGUAACAGAUGAAUAAGUACAAAAGUUACUUAUACAGAUCACCACUAACACUUCAUCAAAUUCAUUGGACUGUUAAGGUUGGUUUUCACUAGCCGUAUUCAGAAGCAUAGAGCUUAUGGUUUAGUGAAAACAGCGUUUCCAUUCCGCUUAUGACUCCGUCGCUUACAGUCCACUUAUGAUGUAGUGACAACCAGAUGGUCGUAGUCGGAAGCAGAAGGGCAAGAAUUAAACCAAUCACAAAGCCUGGCAAUGUGCAUUGUGAUUGGUUUAUCCUUCUGCUUCUGCUUCUGACUCCAACAAGCUGGUUUUCUCUAGAUCAUAAAUGGAAUGUAAGUGACGGAGUCGUAAGCAGAGUUGGAAGAAAUAGAAAUGUUCUGAUUCUUUUGACUCCGAUUCUGUCGCGCUUAUGACUUUGCUUAUGACUCCGACUUCUGAUUUUCACUUGGUCAUAACCCUUUUAUAAUUCAGCUUACAACUCCAACUACGACUCCAAUGUUCGUGAAAACCAGCCUUUACUAUCACAUAUAUGCUUUGUCACUUGCAUUGUAUUGCUAGUUAACUUUUUAUUAAUUUUACUUCUGGCAAUUUUUCUAGGAAUGUGAGAGUAUAUAUCAAUGAAAAAACUCUACGGCUGGCCCAAAGGCACGUCAGUCAAACCAAGUCUUCCUUUGAGUGCUUUUUCGUUGGAAGCAUCUCUGUUGACUCAGGUAAGUAGUAACUAAAGAAAGUUUCUCAUACACUCAAUACUGAACCCUUGAUUCCAGAAUUGCUGAACUGGGAUAGUGUUGAGUGCAUUUUUGCUGUUCUUGUUUCAAGUGACUGUCCUAUUUCUUUAGAAAGCAACUUUUAAAACUAUGUUAUAUACACUUCAAGGCAUCUGGGUAGAAGGUUUGUAAAGGUCCAUUAUUUUUAUACACACCUACUGUCAUCAUUACUCAUACCCAGACCUAGAAUAAAAAAUUAAAAUGUGAAUCCGAUGGGUAAGCAUUUCUCACUGUAAUGACAUUUUGCUUGCCUGGGCCCACUUCUUGCUCCUCUUUACAACAAUUCGUCUGCCCAUUGGACAAGUGAGCUUUAAAAGUUACUUGCUCAGCACGAAAAAUCCAUUGAUAUGAUGGCUACAUGACUGUAUGAAUUUAUAAAUGUUGUGUUUAAAAGGCAAAUCAUUGCUCUUCAGGAGAAGACCGUGUUGAUGUUACAGUUGACAGAUUUGAUCCAGGAAGGGAAGUGCUGGUAAACAGUGGUAAGGGUUUUUGUUGUUGUUAUUUUGUUCAGUAUGAACUUACUAUUAAAAUUUAUGAUAACAGUUUAAGGUAUAUUGUAACUUUCAUACACUGUGUCGCUUAACAACAUGGAAAUAAUAUGUAUGGGUACAUGAAACAGUUUGUCAGCGCAACACUGAUUUUCUGUAAUAAUAUUAAUGGUUAUUUUGAAAUGUUUUUACUUACUGAAGGUUUUGUUUAAUCUGUGAUAGCACCAGGGCUAUUCAUAUACAGUGUACAUGUAUGUGAUAUGCCUUAAAAACUUCUCUUUGAAAUCAUUCUAGCUUCAGGAAAAGUCAAGAGAAAAGUCCCAACAACAGUUGUCCCAGGAGAUCAUAUUGUACCCAUAUCUGUAAGUUAUAAUUUUAUUUGUUAUUUUUGAAACUAAAUCACCACAUUUCUAUUUCAUGACAAACUUGAGUCACUAGUAGAAUUUUAACUGUACUUUCUUUCUGUACUUACUCUCAACUGUACUUGAAGAAAUAAUAUAUUAAUUAACCCUUUAAACCCUAAUCUUGAGUGAUCAGCAUCAAAUUUCUCCUCAUAAUAGCAAUGCUUUGUAAAACAGAGUGGUCAUGAGAAUUAAGGACAUGAUCACACAAGAUGUAUUUGCUUAAUAUUUUAUCAACUUCUCCCCACGGCACUAAUUGUAUAGUAAAUGAAUAGGGGCAACAAAGGAGAGUUUAACAUGUAAUUUUGAUCUUAAGGUUUAAAGGGUUAACCCUGUUGCCCAUGUUGUUGCUUUAUAGUUCAUUCAAGGGCUAAGUGGAGCAGACAAUGCGGUGACGCACACAGAAGAUGAAUUUUGCAAGGCCUUUCAGGUUCUUUUCGGAAGAAUAAGUAGCCAGGAACCUGUCAACUUAUCACAUCUUGUGAGCCUGAAAGUGUCUUGUCAUUCGCAUGAAAAUGAUGAUGAGAUCAUAAUCAAUGUGAACUGUAAGUACCUCAUUUUUUGUCACUAAAUAUGAAUUUAAUCUCUGGCAGCACCAGUAACUGCUGACAACUACUGUCUGUAGUGAUCACUGAAGCACUGGCUACUCAACGAAACAAAUAAUAAUUAAUAAAUCUGUUGCAUGAUAAUGGUUGUUUCUCAACAACAACAACAACCAAAAAAAUAUAUAUUAGAGUAGAGCUAACAUGUAUUAAAAAAUCUGCAAGUCUGGUAGGAAGAAAUUCCCUAUUCUACACCAACACCCUGGAGCACCUUUUCUUGUUGCCUAAUUGAAUUUUUUAUUCUUCUUCCUAAUAAAUUUUUUGGAGAGGACAAUUCCUGUGUACCUGGCUCGCUGUCCUCCCCUGUACCCUGUUUGCUUUAAGACUUGCACAGUCUUAAAAAGAAAAUUGUUUUCCAGCUUGUGUUAACAAUAUGUCUGCCUAUCUUUUUGAUAAAAUUUUAAGGUGGCACCAUCACUAUGGCAACACAAAUUCAAGUCAUUCCUGUAGCACCUGUUCCCAUCAUUCCCACAGCGCUUGCCAGGAAUCUAUCAGGUCCCUUGAGACUAAGUGAGGUGCAGGGAAUGCCGAAAAAUGGGUGAGUAUAACUGUGAGUCCCUUGUUUUAUGUUCCACUUUUAUGUCAUUUUUACAUGCAAUUUUUUUUAAUGGUUAAGUGUUUUUCAACUUAACUACUGUCUCUGGAUUAUAUUGUAGAUACUUAACAAUGGAUCACACUCGGAAGUUGCUGUUGCUGUUAGAAUCAGAUCCGAAGGCUUUCUCUUUGCCUCUUCUUGGAAUGUACGUAACACCCUGCCACAGUUUGUAAUUUAUACUUUUUUGCUGUACCAUCGUAAAGUUUCAAUUUGAUGAAGUCUGCUACCACCACUACCAACUACUACAGCCACCACCACCACCACCGCCGCCGCUGCCACUGCUGCCGCCGCUGCCGCGACCACCACCACAGCUACUACUACUACUGCUACUAAUAAUAGUAUUAAUAACAACAACAACAAUAUUAAUAUUAAUUUUGGGAAUUGGAGUGGAGAGAAGGGGGGUUCACGAGACAAAGGAUUUAUAUUGCACUUUCUACACUUUUAAUGGCGAUAAAAUGACAGACUGAAAAAAGUUUAUUCUGUUAACAAAAUGAUCAGCUUCAUGGUAAACUAAUUAAAAGCAAAGUUGCUCAACUUUUCUUGUAUGAUUGUGGUGACUGAUUUUCUCAAUUAAUGUGAGAGUAGGGAGUAACAAUUAUUUUACCCUUCACUUGAAAUGAAAAAGUGAAGUUGAAAGUGGCAAAAAGAUUAAAUAAGCAUAAUUAUUAUUCUAUGAGAUUUUUGGAUUGUUAUACAUUUCUGGGAAACAGCUGCCCACCUACCCCUCCCCUAAGCCAACAUUUUGCCCUAAGUGAGCAGUAAGGGAAAAAUGUUGGCUUAGGCGACGGGUAGGUGGACAGUUUCCUAGAAACAUAUAGUGAUUCAGAUUUUUUUGUCACAUACUUUCUCUUUUAGUUGGGUGAGUGGAACUUACAGCAUUCAUCACCCUUUCAUAUGGGCUUGCUGCCUGCGCUUCUUCUUUUCAACUGCCAUCCAGCAAAGGUAUGUACCAUACAUGUAUGGUUCAAGGAGUUUGAUUUGCUUUAUGGAAAAAACACUUAACAUGCUUAGACUUUGGAGAUGGCUGAUAUAAUUUAAGCAAAACAAAAGGAGUCUUUUAUUCAUAGUACAGGCUCCAGGGUACAAAGAAAGUCAGUUUUACAGCCUGCCAUUCGGGCAAGCUGUAGCUAGCAUGUGCUAGCCCACAAGUCAUUUCAACUAGCCCCAAAACACUUUUUGAUUAGUAGGAUUGAUUACAAUCCUUCUGUAAUUUAAAGUUUCCCCCAAAACAGCACUUGCCCGUCGAGCAAGUUAAGAACGAAAAUCACUAGCCCAAUAGCAAAAUCCACUAGCCCCAGGCUACCAGACACGACUUUCUUUUUACGCUGAGGCUCUUACCAAACAAAGAAAAAUGUGUUAGUUAUUACAUAAACUUAAGGCAAGUUACAUGCAAGAGCAGUUUGAAAUCCCUUUUAACAUGAUCAGUUUAAGAUCAUGGAAAACUCUUUGAUGUGCUCCUAUCCCUCCCCCCUAAUUUAAUUUAAACACCAAAUUCUCUCUUGGGGCUUUGGGAGGGUGGUGUACAUGUCAGCAGUUUGCCAGAGUCUUAAUAAGCUUUCUUACAAAUUACAUUCUGUAAAGUCUAUUUUUUAACAUAGUUUUGCUUUCUCCCUGACCUUCCUGCAUAGGUUAAUGAUAAAUGCUGCUCUGCUUUUUUCUUUUACAGAGUGUUUGCUCCUCCAAAUUCAUUUUUGCUUCUCCUGUAUUCUCCUGUAAAGCCAACACCUGAAUUCUGGGAGUGCUGCAUUGACUUGGUAACUAUCAUUGGGGAUAUUCCAUUUACCUCACAGAAUAGACAUCUCUCAUUUCAACCACACUAUAAUAUUUUUUGUGAAGAAAAUUGUGCUGAAAAAGCUUCAUCACCACCGUGACUUUCAAGACAAUUUGGGUAACUAAUAAAUUUCAUGUAGCAUGUCUUCACAUGCAGGGCUGGUUAAAAACUUGAAUUCCAGUUUGUCCUUCAGGAAAGCGAAUCUCACAUUUCACUUGCCCAGGGCCUCUUCUGGCUCAUCUUGUUAGCAAUAUAGUUAGAGGGUGACUCGCCUGCACACUUGCUCAUUGGGCAAGCGAGCAGGGCUCGUUAAAAACUUGAAUUCCAGUUUGUCCUUCAGGAAAGCGAAUCUCACAUUUCGCUUGCCCAGGGUCACUUCUGGCUCAUCUUGUUAGCAAUAAUUAUAGUUAGAGGAUGACUCGCCUGCACACUUGCCCAUUGGGCAAGCAAGCUUUAAAAGUUACUUGCUCAGCAAUAAAAUCUACCAGUUCUGGACUACUAGACAGGACUUUUCUGAGCCCUGUAUAUGUAUCUGUAUUUGCAAUCCUCAAGUCACACCACCCUUAGAACAAUAAUAAAAAAGUUAGAGGUUGAUGAUUCAGUUUCCUUGAAUGACAGUAUUGUCCUCUGUUACAGGGGCAACCUGGACAGAAAAUGUUUGAGUUCUACAGCUGUUAUGAAAACCUGCACUUGGAAAUUGUAAGUAAUAAUACCAAAAUAUUCAUAGUGAAAAGUUGUAUAAUGAUGAUGACAGUGAUAAUUUGUACUGGUUGAGGUCAAUGUAGAGCUUGUUUCUCAGUUGUUUCUUUUUAAUUUUGCAGGCAACAUUGUACCAAUCAUUAUUAAGAGAGCCCAAAAGGAAUAUUAAUUUACAGUUAAAAAACAACCACAGCUUAUAGACCGAGACUUGGAGGAAAAAAAAGCACUAAAACUGUUUAAUUUUAUCAUUGAUAAAGCUCAUUUGAAAUUUGCAGUAAAUAUAAAAUUGUGACUUUUGGAAUAAGACUAGUUGAAGUAUGAUCUGCUUGACUUUGAUAUUGUAGCCACCUGGUCCCAGUUCUUCUGAUCCACUUUGCUUUGAGCUGUUCCCUGCUCCUGAGGGAAUGGGAAGGAGUCUUUUUGAGCAAGCCAUGGAGACGUGGGAAACAGACAACAAACCACUAAGGUAACCUACCAUCAGCUCCCUCUUUAAUUGGUGUUGGAUUUCCUUUGUACAGUGUUUUAACAGAAAGGGUAAUAGGCGUGGCCUCUUGAUUCAACUUCAUAGAUGGCCUGGAGCCUGGAGAGUAUACAAACAGUAUACAUGUACAGUAAUUUCUAAUUUUCACCUUUCAUGAAAAUUAAAAACCCUUAAUGCUGUAUCAUGCAAACCCCCCUUUCACCCCUUCAAGGAAAUAAUAAAUCUUUUGUUCAUCUCAUGUGUCAUUGCUCUCUAGAGCUUGUUAUCAAGUUGAAUUUAUAUUUUUAUAUAAACAAUCAACUCACUGAUUACAGACAUCCUCAGGACUGCAACUUACAUGUGUAGUAACCUUAAUAGCGAGAGUCUGUUUUAGUGGGAUUUAACUUCAGUUGAACAUCUGUAAUUUAUAUUUGCUGAGGUUUUAGAUGCUUUCCAUAUUACAUGUAUUGCAGUGUCUGUAAUAGCAACAUGUCUGCUAGGCAAAAGUUGAUUGUACUUAUUAAAAGGAGCCUAAUAUUGGAAUUAUUAAUAUUAAGCUUCAGUCACUGUGAUAUCUGUAAGUAGUCAGACUCUAACUUCUUCUGAGGAAAAAAGUGUAACUGACAGGAAAAGAAAAUGUAUUUCCGUUCUUGUCUUAUCUCAGAUUACAUCAAGGUGGAAUUUCCUCAUCUCAAAAGAAAGUAAUGACUUCAUCAGCACAGGGUCCGGGUGAAGGGGAACCAAGUCCCGAACCUAGGCCCUCUCCAUCUCCCCAUCCACAAAACUUACAGGUAAGGCUAGGGAUUGAAAAGACUUUGUGGCAGAAGCAUUAUUAAGCUAAUGACCAAACCCUGAUCAAUAACCCAUAUAUCCUGGUUUUGCAGUGUGCUUAGGGAGGUUACAACACGACUAUGGCGACAUCUACGACAAUGUCGUAGGAAAAUAGACUUCACAUCCAUUCAAACUUUUUGGCAAUUAUCCCAAUUCGCCUAGUUACUUAAAGAAGGGAGUUUAUAUUGGAGGUGAAGAGAGGGAACCACACCCAAGUUCAAACAGAGAUAGUAAAAUUUAUUGCCUCUGUUCCCGUUCUCAAGUAAACUUAAAAUUUGGCCAUUUCACGUCCCGUUUGUGAACAGAUCAGCAAAGAAAUUCACAAAAGGGCGUAAUGAGCUGCAGAGUUACUGUUUUGCUCAUUAAACCUAUUGCUGUUUUGACACUCAUGUUGCCAUCACCGUCGUAGUUUCAUAUGGUCCGUUAUCUCACACUGGACACAACAAGCAUCAGGAUUGAAUUAUUAAUUCACGAUUUCUUCCAUGUUCACAGUUUGUCAUACCAGAUGUACCAGAAACUUCUCUUUCCCUCAGUUUUGAAGAACACAUUCCAGGAGAGUUUUCAGCGCAGGGAUAUGUAAAUCAACAGAUUUUUCCACAGCCAAAUCCAAAGAAACUACAAACAAAGCCUGAUAAACAGUCUCUGAAACGAGUGCAACAUAAUCAAGAAAAUAAUUUAGUGAGAAAUCAAGGGAAAAGGUCACCAGGUUUUCCAAAGGAAAAGCAAAACGGAAAGCAGUUUAGGACUGAUGGUGGUUGGCAGGAUUCACCAUCGAGGGAACCCUUGAAACAAAUUUUAGCUCCUAAUCAUGCUAAUAGCAAAGUUAUGGACCAACAACAGGUAUCCAAGAGGCCCCUUCCCAUGCAAGGUUCUUCUGGUGUUCAGAAAGCUCCUUUAAAAAGAGGGAAUGCUCCUGGUCGUGAUGUAAAAGGGAGAUCACCAAAAUCUUUCACAAGUGACAGUAAUUCCAGAUCGAAAGUGAAUGGGAAACAGCUAUCAGCAAAGGGACCCAAUGCGUUGUAUUGCAAUGAUGAUAGGAACUACCAGCAAAUAAAUGGACAUAAAUUUCAGAUAAUGCAAAGUAAUCCUCAGAGUCACGAAGGUAGAGAUGAUAAAGUAAUUUCCGACUUUCCAAAUGAACAAGUGGUUUCUGCAAACCAGCCGGGAGGCAAAACUAGGCAAAGACAUGUUGAUCAGCAGCGAUUUGUUGGACAUUCAGAUGGCCAGGAGUUACAUCAUAACAGCUGCCCUCUACCAGUCAACCAAGUGCAAAGACCUGUGUUGGAAACAGUCUUUGAAGGUGAUACACCAGAUGGAACAUUGAACAAAAGUAUGAAUGAAACAGAAUUAGAAUUUCAGCUUUGUGAAACUAUGCAAGCUCAAGAAGCUUUGCAACAAGCUCAGAGGGUCGCAAGUGAUGUAGGCAGAGAUCCUGACAAAAAUGGAAGCUCUGGUUUAAUUUUCGAUCAAGAUGGAAAACAAAAUGUUGUUUUUCAGUGUAUGGAGCAACAAAGAAAAGAGGGAUCUGUUUCUAGGCGAGGGAAUCUUGAAAACAUGGAGGAUAGGAUAAACCAGCCUAUAAUCUGUAGACAAGACAGUCAUGAGGAGAUGCCGGGCUGCAGUACUGUUUCUGCCUCUGACAGGAGAGUGGAUCAGGCCCAUAGUGAAGCAACACAGGAAUUUAAAGUUACGGAUAGACACACUUUUGACCGAGACCAUGAGGAAAAACUGCCAGAAAACAAGGAGACAGCAGAUGAUGUGACAAGACUGGCAAACCAGAAGUGUUCAGCAGAAAUGACACGGCCAGAUCCUUAUGAGCUUCUCAUGAGACAGGAUGUGCAAUUGAGGCAACUGCAAGAGCAGGUAAUGUUUGUAGUAAGUGAAUCGCUGCCGGAUGAAUUUGAAUGACCUUAAUGUUCAUAUACACAGAUGUACAUAAAGUGCAAAUUUGAAACUGGUAAGGCCAUUUUACACCUUGGGUGAUGAUGAUGAUGUUGAUGAUGAUUAUGAUUCAUGUGGUCAUUUGAAGUUAUUGUUAGCUAAGUUGCAUGCAUGCGAAACAUCAAGGUAUCUAAAUGUUCACAGUAUGGGCUUCCAAUGUCUCAGCUUUUGGCCUGAUGGGCUCCUUCAUAUUCUUUGUAGAAAAGAGCCUUUGACCUUCUCAACAUUCCCUUUACAUUGCAGAUCAAGUUGUUACUACAACAGCAAAAUGCAGAACUCCCCCAUGUCAACCCCUUGCUGACCCCGCCAAGAACUCCUCACACUGAAUGUUCCCAUGGUAACAGUAAGCCCACAGAUAACUCCCCUGUUUCCAUGGUGACAGUAUGCACAAACACAGGUGCAAGUCUGUUGCUGGGAACUCCAGUCAAGCCAAACGGAAAGAGAUCAGCUGCAACGUCACCCAUGAAAGAAAAGGACAUGAAUAACAGCAGGUUUGCACGCAGAUUUCUCAUUCAAUGAUCGGGAAGGCUGUACUUGUCGUUCUUUUAAAUGUAAAUGUAACUUGUAUGUUUAAAAAACAUUUAGCUUGUAAUGUUUCAUUAUGUACCUUCGUCACCACCACUGGUUUUCGCCCGAAAUGAUGUCUGUGCAACGAUUCCAUUCUGAUGACGUGCCACUACCUACAAUCAUGGAAAAAAGUCUUGGGACACUUUUGCAUUUCUUAGGUAUUUUCCAAUCCACACAGGCCCAACCCCUUCUCUCAUCCCACAAACAAAGUUGGACGCGUGUAUCCAGAAUUACUUUUCGAGUUUCAACUUUGUAUAGGGUGGGGGAGAGGGGCGGAGGGAGAACUGCGAAAAAAUUUCAAAAAGGAUGCACUGUUUUAUUAGGGAACCCAGAAAUGACAGAAAAAUAUGAAUAUUUCAUUACUGUCUCAAGGACUUGUGUCCAUGAUUGUAAUCUGCAUAAUGCUUCUGAUUGGUUCAAGCAAAUUUUCCUUGCAGCACGCCUGAUCAGAAGUGCUACCCUAAAAGUACUAUUCAUAUUUGGGUAGUGGCACGUCCUCAGUAUGAAAUUUCUGCGCUCGUUACUCAGAUUUCAUUACGAAGAUUUCAUUACAGCGGUGGCUUCGUAAAAAGUGGUCACACUAAUCUGGAAAGUGUUGUACUUCCCUCUAAGAAAAACCAGUCUUUCACACUCACAAGAAUGAGUUCCCGCAAAAUACAAACAAUCCUCAAUCCGCAAAAUUUAGCUUCGUGUCAGGCAGUUAUUUUUUAGAAAAUUUGUUUGCCUUGCAUUGGAAGAAAAAUUUAUCCAAGAAAUGUUCAAAUGCUUGAACGUUUUGGAAACGCGAGAAAAAUUCAUCCAAAAGCCCAAAAGAGUACAUGACGUUUGUUUUUUGUACCAGAUUAAUAUUUAACUGAUGAAAAACGAGUUGGGUUGACUGAAAUUUUUGAUCAUUAUUGCUAUGCGUAGAUUUUUUCCAUCGUCAAGUAAAGAAACAAGCCAAUACAGUCACAAAGAAUCCAAAUCUUAUGACGUAACCGUCAGUCCUGAGGAAUUAGCCAAUCAAGUGAUAGAACUUGAUGACCCUAGUCAGACGCUGGCUUCAUCCCUUCAUGCAGUUGAUAUUCCCAGUUUUGUUGAAAGCCCUUCUGGUGUGACCAGUCCCAGUUCCGCUGAUCGGGCUAAACAAGGACGUAUGGAAACGAGCUUAUCCAGUCCUGUGUUAGGUAAGCUGUUAUGAUAACAAAAAUUAAGAAGAACUGGCCGGAAUACUUGAGCAGAAAUCCAAAGGGGUUAAUUUUGUUGUCGUUGUUGUUUUUUGUAUAAUUUGUUUUUGCAACACUUUGAUGAGUAAAACUUAGUAUACAAGAAAGUGAAAGUAAACUGUAUGCUGUGAUUCGUUCUGCGUGGUGCAAUUGAAAAGAGAAAGGAUAAGUGACCCUUAUCUUUGUCUUGCUAUUCUCGAUCUCACCAAGGGUCGCAUGUCGCGCGAAUUUCCGCGCGGUCUCGCGUGUUUUGCCCAUGGUACUUAAGUCUCAAUAUUCUCGAUUUCACUGCGGGUGGGAUGUCGCGCGAAUUUCCGUGUGUUCGCGUGAUUUACCAGUAGUGCUCUUUCCUAAAAACCAAAGGUAUUUAUGGUUUUAACCUUUUGAGUGUCAUUCAUUUCUCAGGGGAAAGUGCUAGUCUUCUUGUGGAAAAAAGGCAAAAUGGAAGCGAGCCACACGACCCAGAUCACGACGCAAAUGAACAUGGAGUUAAGGAUGAAGAAAGCAGACGAUUGAAGUCAAACCAUGUUAGCCUGCUAGAGAGAAAUGAGCGUCAAUUUUAUGACAAUCUACUGGUGAGUAGAAAUGACAGUUGGCUGUUUAUCGACAAACCCCGCGCGUUUUUGGUAUCAGUUUUGCCAAUCUCUGCACAUUACUAUCUUGCAGCCCGUAAGAAGCAAAAUACACCAGUCAACAGUACCUAACCCUUUGGCUUUCCACCGAAAAGCUAGAGUUUAAGAGCCUACAUAGUUGAAGUUUGCUACAAGAAAAUGUGUAACAGCGUGGACGUUUGGAUGCCUCGAUUUGACUGAGUGCAUCCCCUAACCCGGCCCAACCUUCAUUGAAAUUCGAUUAUUCUGCCCCUUUCUAUAUUUUUUUGUAGACGCACGCUGUUCCUUACCAGCCUCCUCCUCAGGCGCUUCGUUUUUCGCAUGGCAGAGGCGAGCGCGAAACGAGUGACUGGUGAUGAACCGCAAGGGACCAUGGGAAGGGUACAGACGACAGGCGAAGCGCCUGCCAGAUCUCGCCCGUUGUCUCCUUCCCGCCUUGCUUUGCGCGCACAUUUUCAUCAAAAGAGAGACGUCUGGGUACGAGGCAGGUUCCUUACCCUGUGAUAGAGACAUUUAGAUUAGACAACAAGGACGACUACGACGCCGAGAUUAAAUGGAAAAGUUUCAUAGUACUUUUUUACCUGAAUUGUUAGCGCGGUUAUGUUUUAUUGAAGGAGGAUAAGCUCUUUCUCGAUCGCAAAGUGAGAAAAUCUUUGAGAACGAGAACUGAUUUUCGCCACUAGGACAUUAGAGGGCCUUAGAUUUGAGGACGAGGACGAGAAGAUUGCUUUUUUUUUCAUCAAUAAUGUUAGCUCGGUUAUUUAAACUGAAGGAUGUUAAGCCCUCUCCCGAUAGCAAAAUGAUAAAACUUCUUUCGUUUGAUAAGUUGUUUUCGCCAGUACGACAUUCUCGCUAAAACUAGUAGUGGAAUGACGAAGGCUAUCAUAUUUUUCCGCCUAAAUGAUGCUGGUUCACGCGCGAGCAAUACUUACUAUUGAGAAAAUCUCGUACUCGUAUAAGGGAACACAGAGUAGGCAGAGAGAAGUCACCAACAUCCAUUGAAGAAUGUUACCCAUGUUGGUAUGUCAUUUUCAGAAUCAAGUUAAGACCAUCCUUGAUCAACAAGCCGAAGAUGAAUCCCAUUCAGAGAAGGAAUCCGAGAAAUCUGUUGAGAAGGAACGAGUUACUGUGCACGAGCCAACACGCGAGGAAGUAGUCGCGGCAACGAUGAAAGAAUUACAGAAGAUCCAAACUUCUUAUGGUGAAACUGGAGAUAUGGACAACGCAGAAGCUUCAAAGUAAGGGAAAAUUUACUUAAAGUUUAGUAUGUUGAGGAGUUGUAGGGGAGGAUGUAGGGAGUGUCCACCCCGCCCCCCACGAGAUGACUUUUUGCGGCCUUCUGCAAAAUAUGCAGAUAUGUAUGAUAUGUAUUUUCAGCGGUUCACAUUAUGUUAUUGCCCGGUCAAAAGCCUUCUUCGUAUUCGCUUUUAAAAUUUGUUUACGUCCCCAGUCAGUUACGCCAUUCCUUAGUGGUGCACUCCUCGUAAGAAAAGUCCUGGAUCCGCCCCUGAGUUGCAUUAGUUCAUUUUGUAAUAGAUAGAGCGUUCUCGCCUGUCGUCACGUACUCCAUAUUAGGGACCUAACGAAACUACGACGGCAACAGCAACGGCAACGGGAACGUCGAAAACUCAGUAGGUUUAUUUAAGCAAAACAACAACUCUGCACGUGCAUCACGCUUUUUUGUACAUUUCUUAGCCGUCCGUGCACAGCUGCAACGUGAACUGACCAAAGUUUUAGUUGACUUGAGAACGGGAACGGCAAGGCGAUGAAUUUUAAUCUCUCUCUGACCUCGGACGCGGUCCCCUCUCUUCAGUUCCAACCUGACUUCCUUUCUUUCAGGUAACUGGGUGACUUGGUAAAAGGGAGAAAAAGUUUCAAAGGACGCGAAGUCUAUUUUUCAGCAACGUUUUCAUAGGCGUCGCCGUUGCCGGAUCGUAAGGUCCCUAUUUUGAAAGGAAUAAAUCCAAGAUUAGACAGCCACGAUUCGCGGUAUCCUAGCAACCACAAGACACGGACCGUUUUCCAAUCAAUUCCAAGUUGGUGUUGAUUAGUUUCGGCAGGUCCGAAUCUUAACCGACUGAGAAACUCUUGAGUUCUGAUUGGGUCCGAUAGUAUUUCUUUGUUACUUACCAACCUACAUUGGGAAAACUCGCAACGCGCCAGCACAGUAGCCUAAAGGCAAUCCACUCAACGUCCGAGUCAUCGGAAAGAUACUAACAAAUUAACUCCUAUCUUUUUUAUCUACAGGCUUCUUUACACUUCAACCACUAGACAAUGGCCGCUGCACAAAUCAGCGUCACUGAGUGCAAUACCAGACCAUCCCCACAUCAAUUAUGUGUCUUUCUCCGUUGACGAGACACUUGAUGAGGUCUUCAGUGAAACCUACCUAAAAUACCUCACUGACACUCAACUACAAGAGCUUCAACACGUGAGCAGCGACCACAAGAAGCACAGCCGUGACAGAGCAGUAACAUUUAGUGUUAUAGAAGAAGCCAGGAGUACUUCGCUAAGGAAAGGAUCGGUAGAGCUAAGUUCUCUGUCAGCCACGGAUUACACUUGGAAUAACUUGUCCAUGGCUACCAGAGAUUAUUUGGGGAAAUACUGUUUAGGUCCAACACAACCUGGCGAUAGUGUCGAAAGUCGUAAAGAGACUGCAGAAAAGAAAGUGCCAGAAGUGAGUAAUAGGAGUGAAAGAUCCCAUUCCUCUGUGACGUCACAGAGGUGUACAGCCCCGCCCUGUACUCCGGAGCCCACCAGUAAGGAUGAGAACGACGCACAGAUCUUGGACAUAAUGAGACUCAAGAAGCUGCCAAAAUUGUUUUGA